AUGUUCCGUGCUUGUAUGCAGAAAGUGCCGGGCACUGUGUCGGACGGGCAUGUCGGUGCCGGCGUGCUUUACGCGACGUCGUUCGGGUGGGUAGCGAAGCAGAUCGACCAUCUGACAGGCGAGAAGGGUCGUAGUGGGGUGAGCAUCGAGAGCGUCGGGAUGAAGGGGCUGAAGGCUUUGCGCGACAGCAUGGUUGAGUACGUCGGCAAGGUCAUUGCCGUAAAACGCACCGCGGCGCCGACUUCUCAAGCCGCCGGACCCGCCAACAGUGCCAUUGAUGACGACGGCGCGGAAGGACAGAAGGCGCCCCAAGGUUCCUGCCCCUUCAGGAACGCGAGGGUGCAUGGGGAAGGUGGAAACGGUGGAGGAGGCGACGUAGAGGCAGGUGCAGGAAGGUUGGAAACGGAGAAGUCGUCGUCGUCGUCUGAGCCGGAGUCGGAGUCGGAGUUGGAGGAGGAAGACGAGGCAGUGAAGCGUAAGGUCGAGGACGAGGAGGAGGAGGAUGAGGAGGAGGAGGAGGAGGAGGAGGAGGAGGAGGAGGAGGAGGAGGAGGAGGAGGAGGAGGAGAAUAAGGACGAGAAUGGUGAGAAGUGGGAGGGAGGGGAUGAAGAGGUGGAGCUCGUGGUGGAGUAUGUAGAGGGUACGGUUGAGGCGGGAGCGGCGGAAGAGGCGGUGGGGUCGGCAGAUCAGGGGAACGAGGAAGAGAAGGAUGACGGCGCGGGAAAUGCUACGAGUCCGGCAGAUGUGGGGAAGGAGAAGGGCGAGGUCGGCGUGGAGGCUACGACGGGAAAUGGCCAGGAUGAGGCGGCCUGCGAGGGAGGUGGGAAGGUGUCGGUUGACGCCGGCGAAGGGGCGAACAACAUGGGCUGA
Messenger RNA from Closterium sp. NIES-65, 870 nucleotides. The record is from the annotation of a GenBank genome assembly. Lineage: Eukaryota; Viridiplantae; Streptophyta; Zygnematophyceae; Desmidiales; Closteriaceae.